GUUGCCGUGCGUGGGGAGCGGAGGUUCAGCUGCGUCCUAAUGUUGUUAUGUGGAUUUUAGUGACUCAGACAUCAGAGUUUCGUUGUUUCUGCGGAGAUCGGACUCCGUGUGUCCACUGAGGGAACAGUCACACCGUCACCGACACGGGACAGACACGGUACACCGCCGGAUAAACUGCUGCUGCCGCGGGAAAAAUGUCUGUGGGCUCCGGGAGCAGAAACACGAACGCGGAACCGUGGGGGAGCUUUGACGACAACCUCAUCCAGGGUGGCGGAUCGGCGGUCAUUGACAUGGAGAACAUGGAUGACACGUCGGGCUCCAGCUUUGAGGACAUGGGGGAGAUGCACCAGAGGAUGAAGGAGGAGGAGGAGGUGGCAGCGGAGGCGGCUGCCACAGAAGACGACAACGCCGAUGACGGAGAGUUUCUGGGUAUGAAGGGGUUAAAGGGUCAGCUGGGCCGACAGGUGGCCGACGAGGUGUGGCAGGCGGGGAAGCGUCAGGCGUCCAGAGCCUUUAACCUUUACGCCAACAUCGACAUCCUGAGGCCGUACUUUGACGUGGAACCGGUUCAGGUCCGCAGCAGGCUGAUUGAGUCCAUGAUACCUGUCCGCAUGAUCAACUUCCCACAGAAGAUCGCAGGUGAGCUGUACGGUCCUCUGAUGCUGGUCUUCACUCUGGUGGCCAUCCUGCUGCACGGAAUGAAGACCUCAGGAACCGUAAUUAGGGAGGGCACUCUGAUGGGCACUGCCAUAGGAACGUGUUUUGGUUACUGGCUCGGUGUUUCCUCCUUCAUCUAUUUCCUCGCGUACCUGGUCAACGCUCAGAUCACCAUGCUGCAGAUGCUGUCCCUGCUGGGUUACGGUUUGUUUGGUCACUGCGCCGUCCUCCUCAUCACCUACAACAUCCACUUCCACUUCCUGUUCUACGUCCUGUGGCUGGUGGUUGGAGGACUGUCCACUCUGCGUAUGGUGGCAGCUCUGCUGUCUCGUACGGUCGGUCAAACUCCUCGUCUCCUCCUCUGUGGGACUCUCUCUCUGCUGCACAUGCUCUUCCUGCUCUACCUGCACUUUGCGUACCACAAGAUCGUAGAAGGGUUGCUGGACUCUUUGGAAGGACCCAACUUGGCUCCCAUGCAGCGGGUGGCCCGAGAUGUGCCUGAACUAACGCUCAAUGCCACAGUGAGGAGCCUGGGGGCCUUGCUGAGGGCCCGCUGAGGGUCUCGCUGAGGGCCCCACACACUCAGAGACGCUGUCAGUUGUCUUUUAACUGAGGAAAGUUUCCGUCUCUGUGUAAAUUCUUAUUGUUGGAACCUAAAAUCACAGAAUGAUCACAACUCAAAGGUCUGUGUAGAAUCUCAACAGCAUGCGACAGCUGAGCGGAGUCCAUGUACUGAUGAAGACCAUGACAGCUCCUGACGACGGCCUUUGAGUGGAGCUGGUUCUGUUGAAGCUUUGUGUUAAUGAACCUUUUCUCAUCUGUACAUGUUUUGUUGAGUCUGUAGGAUUUUUUUCAUAUUCAGAUGUAUUUAUAGUUCCUGUACAGACACUCAAAUAAAGUCUCUGGGUUUCGGCCGAAGUCACA
Molecule: messenger RNA, 1581 nt
Organism: Toxotes jaculatrix (banded archerfish)
Lineage: Eukaryota; Metazoa; Chordata; Actinopteri; Toxotidae
Gene: yipf3
Product: Yip1 domain family, member 3
Exons: 9
Coding region: 195-1214 (339 amino acids)
Cellular component (GO): Golgi apparatus
Source: RefSeq, a predicted model, not a curated record